This is a messenger RNA of Bombyx mandarina (wild silkworm), 533 nucleotides long. It is a transcript of the gene Sf3b6, whose product is annotated as splicing factor 3b subunit 6. Gene Ontology annotation, molecular function: mRNA binding. The record is from RefSeq and is a predicted model, not a curated record. Gene Ontology annotation, cellular component: nucleus; cytoplasm. Lineage: Eukaryota; Metazoa; Arthropoda; Insecta; Lepidoptera; Bombycidae.
UAAACAUAGUAGGUAGGUAUUUACAUUUGUGUUUGAGUUUGUUAAACAUACCUAAAAAAUCAUACAACUAUCUAUUUUCAUGUUUAACAAACUGUAAAAAUAAUUCAUCCACACCAAAAUGGCAUUAGCACUUCAAAGGAGAGCAAAUGUACGAUUACCUCCAGAAGUCAACAGAAUCCUAUACAUCAGGAACUUGCCCUACAAAAUAUCCGCUGAAGAAAUGUAUGAUAUCUUCGGCAAAUAUGGCGCAAUAAGACAAAUAAGAGUAGGGAACACUCCAGAAACAAGAGGCACAGCAUUUGUUGUUUAUGAAGAUAUAUUUGAUGCAAAAAAUGCCUGUGACCAUCUAUCUGGUUUUAAUGUUUGUAACAGGUAUCUAGUUGUACUCUACUAUAGAUCCAACAAAGCCUUUAAAGGUAUUGAUAUUGAUAAGAAACAAGAAGAAAUUGAUACAUUGAAAAAGAAAUACGGAAUAUCUAGUGAAGAUCUGCGUAAAUGAUAAACUAUAAAAUAUAAGGUUUUUUUAAGUACAA